AUGCCACACUUCAUCAGUCAGUUUGCUCCACCUGCUUAUCACAUGUUCAAUUUACCAGGCGGUUCUAGUACAACCCCUGCUAUUUUCGACCUCGAUCAUUUGCAGCUCUUGCAACAACAGAGGAUGCUUUAUGAUAUGCACUUACAGCACCAGGCUGCCACUACCGCUCAAAGUCUUCUUACAGCGAAUGCAGAUUCCUCAGCAUCAGCAAAACCCGUCAGUCACAAUAUAUCAAACCCAAUGGGUCAUGUUACUGCUCCAAACACAGGAAUGCGACCGGACAUGCUGACAACUGCACUUGGGCACACUCCACAGAUGAUGACACCUGGACACCCUUAUUUUCCUUAUCCCGGUUUUGUCCUCAUGAAUGGUUAUCCAAAUCCAUUUUUAAACCAACAACAACCAAAUUCAGACAAUCCCCAAGUUCAGAAUCCUGGUCAGUGUGCAUCACCAAUUACCCAGCACCAAUCCCAGCUAAACCAAGCUCAAUCUUAUAAUAAUCUCAAACAACUGGGCAAUGGAGUUGGAAACUAUGAAGAUUUGUUAGAUGUCAAGUAUGGUGACCCAUCCAAACAAGUUGGUUUCAAAACCAGCUCAAACCCACCCAACUAUAGUUCAUUUCAAUCUCAAGGAAUGUCGUUAGAUUCUGUCGGUGGAAAGUUAUCUUCUGCCUCUCAUUCCAACAACGGAUCUCUGGUUCAAAACUUUAACCAUGGAAAUAGCAAUUCUCAUGCACAGCACUUUUCACCACAAUUUUACGCAUCUGUGUCGGGUUCACCAUACAUGAACACAGUUGCUGCCGCUGUAGCUGCAGCAGCUGCUGCUAAACAUGGACCCAAUAACAGCUCUACUGUCAGUACAAAUCAAUCUAAUCCAAAUAUCGGUGUUGCUACCAACCAAGCUGGCGCUGUUACUGGGCAAAACCAAAUACAUUUACCUGGGAACCCGUCUCAAGGAAUGGUCUUGGGGGGCUGCAUAAUGGCAAAAUCUGUUUGCCUAAAAAAUCCACAUGAAUGGCAUCCUUAUGUUCAUCAAUAUGGGUAUUAUGAUCCAGUAACAGUUGGUAGUAUUGACGGUACAGAUACGACUCCACAUGAUCGAGCAAUUCAGCGCGCCUUAACGUCAUCCUAUAGGAGUAAAGACCACGUUUUUAACUGGGAUCCAAAGGCUACAAUAUUUGUAGGAAGGCUACCUUAUCAUACUUCAAAAAUUUGUUUACAAAAAGCACUGCAUGAACUGUUGAAUAAACACUUAGGAAAUGAUUUAAAUAGUAAAUCUAGAAAAUACUGCCGUAGUCGUUCCCCAUUUUCCUGCGAUGAAAUUUGGCCAAAAAUUCAUCUUGUUCACAACAUUGUUACUGGCUAUCCAUGUGGCUAUGCAUUUGCAUAUUUUUCAUCAGAAUCAGAUGCCGAACGUGUACUGCGUGCUUGGCGUAAUCAAACUACUGUUUCAACGAAAUUAUACUGUGGACUAAAAGAUGAACGACACUGUGGUUUAGAUAUACCUAAUGGUGAUAAGGUAAUUUUAGAACCGUAUUUUGGUGGUACACUGCCUGGUUGGCGACCACGUCGUCUUGGUGGUGGAUUAGGUGGUCGUAAAGAAGCUGGGCAGUUACGAUUUGGCGGAAUCGCUCGUCCUUUUAGACGUCCGUUUACUGCAAAUAAUCCAUCUUUGACAGAAAAGAAAACAAAGUUUUGCAGAGAUUAA
Messenger RNA from Schistosoma mattheei, 1707 nucleotides. The record is from the annotation of a GenBank genome assembly. NCBI's taxonomy places the organism in Eukaryota, Metazoa, Platyhelminthes, Trematoda, Strigeidida, Schistosomatidae.